Messenger RNA from Oppia nitens, 1316 nucleotides. RefSeq names its product transcription factor IIIB 50 kDa subunit-like. The transcript has 2 exons. The record is from RefSeq and is a predicted model, not a curated record. Bases 51 to 1316 code for a protein of 421 amino acids. Lineage: Eukaryota; Metazoa; Arthropoda; Arachnida; Sarcoptiformes; Oppiidae.
UGUCAUGUGAUUUGAUKUGAAAGUUGUGUUGCAUUUGAUUGAUGUAAACAAUGGACACAUCGAGUGAUGAUAUCAUUGAUAAUCUCGAAGAUGACAAUUGCGAAGACACUAAACAUGAAGAAGUGACCACAGUUUCGACAAAACGGUGUAAAAAUAAAUUAUGUAUUAAAUCUAACAUCCAGUCUGAAGAUGGACUAUUGGUUUGUAUAAAUUGUGGACAACUAUUUAGCCGCGAAAGUCAACUUCGGGACGACCCGACACAAGCUCUCACUAUAAACUGUCGCAGCGAUGAAAGUAAGAGCUAUGUGUCGAGUAAUCGGCGGUUUCCCAAUAGGUUUCCGACACAUAAGAAAAUAGCCACCAAUUUAGUGAAUGUUUUGGUGUCAAAUCUUUCUCUUGGAUCUAAUAUCAGAGACCAAUCGGUGACAAUUUACAAGGAAUUAGUGGCGGAUGUGUUUCGAUGUGCAUCCAAGUCAACCAAAUCGAUAUUAGCAGCCAUUUGUGUGUAUUUAACACUACUUAAAGAGCAUAAUCCCGUAACUAUUGGUCACAUGUGUAACACAAUUGGAUGCGCUUCCAGUGAUUUCAAUAAAGUAUACAAUCAAGUGAUCACCAAAUUUCCUCAACACAGACCACAACAGAUGUCUAUCGAGUCAUUAGUUCCCGUGACCUUAAGUGAGGCCACUUUCGAUAGCACCGAAAGAAAGAUAUUAGAGGAGAAAGUAUGUAAAAUUUUACAAUUACUUCGGGAAUGUUGGCUAAUAGAGGGCCGUACGCCGUGUCAUAUAAUAUAUGCGGCUUCAUAUCUGGCCUGGAAAUCAAUCAAACAAUAUGAACGCCGAAAAGUCAAAUUAACGGACUAUUGCAGACUCAUUGGUAUUGAAUAUAAACACACAACUAGUGAAAGAGUCACCGAACUGGUCAAAGCUAUUGAACGGUUGGCUACACAUCUGCCAAAACAUAAAAGAAAUGUCAAUAAGUAUAACAUUUCUACUGUUUUAGAUGAAGUCCUCACUUAUCAAUCAUCACUUGUUUUUGAUUAUAAUCAACAAAUUAAACAAAAUUUAGCGGCAAAUGGUAUGACAUUUGGAAAGGAAGACAACCCUAAUGUUAAAUCUAAUGAAUGGUGUGAUGUCUUUAAACGUAAAAUAAGACUUCCAAAUACUUCUGAGACAAAUAGUCAGAAGAUAUCUUUUGAUAGCAAUAAAUCUGAUGAAGAGAUUUCAGACACAGAAAUAGAAAGUUAUUUAAGAACUGAUAAAGAAGUGAAAGUUAUUAAAAAGUUAAAGAAAUACUCAGAGAAUAAUGAAAUAUAA